Messenger RNA from Mya arenaria, 1588 nucleotides. Its product is annotated as interferon-induced protein 44-like. The transcript has 8 exons. The coding region runs from base 104 to 1588 and encodes 494 amino acids. Lineage: Eukaryota; Metazoa; Mollusca; Bivalvia; Myida; Myidae. The record is from RefSeq and is a predicted model, not a curated record.
UCUACAUGACCUAUAUGGACAUCGAAAGCGAAAGUAACAUUUUAUUUGUGGAACAAGAAACAGAUAAAUACCUCAACCAACUCACUAACGAGUUAGCUGAAACAUGGCUGGCCAGCUGACGGACGCUGAUAUGGACCAGCUAGAGACGUGGGUAGGAACAGGGCCCAAAACCUUCACCCUACUGUACAAGAUAACAAGGGAUGGGUGUGAUCCCGCCAUCUUCCACCAAAAGUGCGACAGCCAGGGUCCGACUGUCACUGUGCUGUAUAACACCAAUGGUUCUGUGUUUGGGGGGUACGCGGGUCAGAGUUUGCAUAGUCAGAGUGCAUAUAUAAACGACCACACCGCGUUUUUGUACCAGCUUCGGUUUUCUGGUAACCAAAAAGCCAAUAAAUUCCCUGUAAAAUGUAGUCAAGCAGAUUAUGCUUUUCAUGGUUCUCCAUCUCUCGGACCAGUGUUUGGAGCAGGUCAUGAUCUGCACGCAUUCAGCGCAAAGAUAUCAAAUAAUAGCGGAACCUUUGCGCUGAACGGGCGCCUGCGAUUUAAGUCAUACGAUAGCCAGGGGGUGACCACUGACCAGAUCAACAACGGGCACAUGAACGUCACAGAGUUGGAGGUCUACAAAGUGACAGAUGGGGUGCGGAAAGUGAAAACGGAGAAACCAAAGGAAGUCAAACCGUGGCGAAAUGCUCCCGAACUCAACGACAAGCUCCUCGACCAACUGAAAGAGGAAAUUGCCACAUUCAAGCCUCAGAGUGACCUAGACCUGACCGACAUCCGAGUCCUUCUUCUGGGUCCCGUGGGGACCGGCAAGUCCAGCUUCUACAACACAGUGAACUCUGUCUUCCGGGGACGCAUUUCACAGAGGGCGCGGUGUGGCACUUCCGCUCACAGCAUCACCACAGCGUAUAAGCCAUACACGGUGGGCAAACAGGGCGGCUCUCGACUCCAAUUCCGGUUGUGUGACACGCGCGGCCUUGAGGUCAGCCAGGGGCUUGACCUGCUCGAGUGCAACUUUCUGUUGGACGGUCACGUGCCUGAACACUACGAGUUCAACCCGGCAACCCCUAUCACCCCUGAGACCCCGGGGUUUAUACACAAGCCCGGCCUUGCUGACAAAGUCCACUGUGUGUUAUUUGUCCUUGAGGCAAACACUAUUGACGACUUGCCAACGAAACUCGUGGAAAAGAUGAACAGCUUCCAGAAACUGAUGAACCAGAAAGGUAUCCCGCAGGCUGUUCUGCUGACAAAGGUGGAUGUAGCGUGUACAGAGGUCGCGCAAAACGUGUCCAGUGUCUUCCGGAACACAAACGUGGAAAAAGUCGUGGACACAGUUGCCAAGCUUCUAGGGUUGCCACGCAACAACGUACUUCCGGUUAAGAACUACGAGAACGAGGUUCAGCUGGAGGCUGCCACAAGCGCCCUGGCCCUGUUGGCGCUUCGACAGGCGCUCUACUUCACCGAGGACUUUCUUGAGGACGUGGUUGAAAAGAGGGCCUCCGUCAAGGCCGCUCGGGGAAGGGGUUCAAGCGGGGGUAGUGGGGAAGGCAAGGGAGAGAGGGUGGAGAUAGGGAGUGAUAGUGCUUAA